AAGAAAACUUAACAAAAAAGAGCAGAAGAGAGAAGAAGUAAUUGAAGUAUUGUCAUCAAGUGGAGAUAAUAGUAUGGCAGCAACGGGAAAAUGUAGUAAAGUACGACCACGAUUUGAGAUGCUCAAAUCGAUGAGCAUUCAAAAUUCAAUUGAUGUUUCCAAUAAUCAAAUGAUCCAGGAAGCAUGCCAACGUCUUGUUCUGAGCGAUCAGCAGCUUCGACGAAUCAUGCAAUCGAUGGAGAAAAGCAUGGAGCAGGGUCUUGCUACUUCUACGAAGAAAGUCGCUGUUAAAAUGCUUCCAACCUAUGUUGAUUCUGUCCCGAACGGAACUGAGAGUGGCGAUUUUCUUGCACUUGAUCUUGGUGGUACCAAUUUCCGUGUUCUACACAUCAAACUACAAGGAAAAGAGACAAAAAUGACUGGAAAAAUCUUCCGUGUUCCUGAAAGUAUCAUGCGAGGAACCGGUGAAGCUCUCUUCGAUCAUAUCGCAGGUUGUAUGGCCAAGUUUAUGGGUGAGAACGAUUUAAAGGAUGCCCAGAAGUUGCCGCUCGGAUUCACUUUCUCGUUUCCAUGUGAACAGGAAGGAUUGACAAAAGGAAAAUUGGUCACCUGGACGAAAGGAUUCAAAGCAUCCGGAGUAGAGGGUGUUGAUGUUGUCACUUUGCUUCACGAAGCGUGCCAUAGAAGAAAGGAUAUUGAUAUUGACGUAGUGGCACUGCUCAACGACACAGUGGGAACACUGAUGGCUUGUGCAUUCCAAGAAAACUCUUGUCAAAUCGGAGUCAUUGUGGGAACAGGUACCAAUGCAUGCUACAUGGAACGUUUGGAUCGUAUCCCGAAGUUGGCUGGAUACGUUGAUGAACACGGUGUGACACCGGAGGAGAUGAUCAUCAACACUGAAUGGGGAGCAUUUGGGGACGAUGGAGCACUCGAUUUCCUUCGCACCGAAUGGGAUGAAGUUGUGGAUCGUGAGAGCAUCAACCCAGGACAACAUCUCUAUGAGAAGAUGAUCUCCGGAAUGUAUAUGGGAGAGUGUGCCCGAGUUGUUCUCGAAGAUUUGGCAAAGCAAGGAUUGCUGUUCGGUGGAAACUCGGAUGCUAUUUCGGUUCCUCAUUGCUUUCCAACAAAGUUUGUAUCGGAAAUUGAUAGUGAUCUUCUUGAGGAUGAUGAUCGAACAUUCCAAAAGACUUAUCAAAUUCUCGAGGAUAUUGGUGUUGAGAUGAUCACUGCGAAUGAUUGUGCCAAUGUGGCGUACGUGUGUAGUUUGAUUUCAACUCGUGCUGCCCAUCUGACAGCCGCUGGAAUCGCUAUGUUGCUCAAUCGAAUGAACAAGAAACAUGUGACUGUCGGAGUUGAUGGAUCUGUAUAUCGUUUCCAUCCAACUUAUCCAACACUUCUUGAUGCCAAAAUUGGAGAAUUGAUUGUUGGAGACAUUGAGUAUAAAUUGAUGCUCUCUGAAGAUGGAUCUGGACGUGGAGCUGCUCUCGUUGCUGCUGUUGCCACUCGACUGAAAGAGGAAAAGCUUGCCGCUUCUCUUUCAUCGUCAUCGUCCAAUCAGUAGUCUCGUCGAUUCUCAUCUGUUUAAAAUUCGCUUUCUGUCACUUUCACCCAUUUCAUCGAGCUUUAUCCCUCACCUAGGCCCCGCCCACACUUGAAACAAACUUCCAAUAGAUUCGAAUACGGGAUAUACUUUUUUCUUAUUUUUUAAAACAUUCUCCAAUUUCUAGGCAUAACUGUACCAAUUUAGAGCACCCAUGCAUCCUCCCUUACUAACUCCUUUCUUCAUCAAACGUAUAAACCACUAACCUCCCUUCUACAACCAAAUAGAAAUAACAAAAUCCACAAUGGAUUGCCAAUUGAUUUAUAUAUCUUAAGUUAUUCAUUUUCUGAAAUAGUGAUUGGAAUUUUUAUAUAUAUUACUUAUCAGUGAUCAUCCUUUACCGAAAAUUUGUGUAUAAAAUACGUUUAAUGUA
Molecule: messenger RNA, 1973 nt
Organism: Caenorhabditis elegans
Lineage: Eukaryota; Metazoa; Nematoda; Chromadorea; Rhabditida; Rhabditidae
Gene: hxk-1
Product: Phosphotransferase
Exons: 7
Coding region: 74-1561 (495 amino acids)
Biological process (GO): hexose metabolic process; glycolytic process; intracellular glucose homeostasis
Molecular function (GO): glucokinase activity; D-glucose binding; mannokinase activity
Source: RefSeq, marked reviewed